Messenger RNA from Carlito syrichta (Philippine tarsier), 4942 nucleotides. It is a transcript of the gene PPFIA1, whose product is annotated as PTPRF interacting protein alpha 1. Gene Ontology annotation, biological process: synapse organization. The transcript has 30 exons. The record is from RefSeq and is a predicted model, not a curated record. Bases 229 to 3537 code for a protein of 1102 amino acids. Gene Ontology annotation, molecular function: protein binding. Gene Ontology annotation, cellular component: presynaptic active zone. NCBI's taxonomy places the organism in Eukaryota, Metazoa, Chordata, Mammalia, Primates, Tarsiidae.
CCCGGAAGGUGGGGCUGCUCGGCUUUGCUCUCUCAGUGUGUCCUCCAGAAACUCUUCUGCUUGGCUAAAGAUGAAUUUGCGGCACUUACUAAAGAACUCAAUGUCUGCAGGGAACAGCUGCUUGAAAGGGAAGAAGAAAUUGCCGAACUGAAGGCGGAAAGGAACAACACCAGGCUGCUGCUGGAGCACUUGGAAUGCCUUGUCUCCCGGCACGAGCGGUCCCUCAGGAUGACCGUGGUGAAGAGGCAGGCACAGUCGCCGGCGGGCGUGUCCAGCGAGGUCGAAGUGCUGAAGGCGCUCAAGUCGUUAUUUGAGCACCACAAGGCUCUGGAUGAAAAGGUGAGAGAGCGGUUGCGAGUCGCACUUGAGAGAUGUAGCUGGUUGGAAGAAGAAUUAGGCGCCACACACAAAGAGCUAAUGAUUCUUAAAGAACAGAAUAACCAGAAGAAAACACUAACAGAUGGAGUGCUUGACGUAAACCACGAGCAGGAGAAUGCGCCAAGCACAAACGGCAAGAGAUCCUCUGAUGGUUCUUUAAGCCAUGAAGAAGACCUUGCUAAAGUAAUCGAGCUCCAGGAAAUCAUCAGUAAGCAGUCCAGGGAGCAGAGCCAGAUGAAGGAGCGCCUGGCUGCCCUCUCCAGUCAUGUGACAGAGCUGGAGGAGGACUUGGACACCGCCCGGAAGGAUCUCAUCAAGUCGGAAGAGAUGAACACAAAGCUGCAACGAGAUGUCCGGGAAGCCAUGGCCCAGAAGGAAGACAUGGAAGAAAGAAUCACGACCCUUGAAAAGCGCUACCUCGCUGCACAGCGUGAGGCCACAUCUGUACAUGACCUCAACGAUAAGCUUGAAAACGAAAUUGCAAAUAAAGAUUCCAUGCAUCGACAGACUGAAGAUAAAAACCGCCAGCUGCAGGAGCGCCUGGAGUUGGCAGAGCAGAAGCUGCAGCAGACGCUGAGGAAAGCAGAGACGCUGCCCGAGGUGGAGGCCGAGCUGGCCCAGAGGGUGGCGGCGCUCUCCAAGGCUGAAGAGAGACAUGGCAACAUCGAAGAGAGGCUGCGGCAGAUGGAGGCGCAGCUGGAGGAGAAGAACCAGGAGCUGCAGCGGGCACGGCAGAGAGAAAAGAUGAAUGAGGAACAUAACAAGCGUUUGUCAGACACUGUUGACAAGCUCCUCUCCGAGUCGAACGAAAGACUUCAGCUUCACCUGAAGGAGAGAAUGGCUGCCCUAGAAGAUAAGAACUCUCUAUUACGAGAAGUUGAAAAUGCAAAAAAGCAAUUAGAAGAAAUGCAACAUGAUAAGGAUCAGCUUGUCCUAAACAUCGAAGGCUUGCGGGCCGAGCUAGACCAGAUGAGGCUGAGAGGUUCUUCACUUCAUCAUGGCCGGCCACACUUGGACAGCGUCCCCGACUUCAGGUUCCCUGUGGCAGAUGGUCACACAGACCCCUACGGUACCAGCGCUGUGCUGCGGCGCCCCCAGAAGGGCCGACUGGCAGCCCUGCGGGAUGAGCCUUCUAAGGUCCAAACUCUCAAUGAGCAGGACUGGGAACGUGCCCAGCAAGCUAGCGUCUUGGCAAACGUAGCACAAGCAUUUGAGAGUGACGUGGAUGUGUCUGAUGGCGAGGACGACAGGGACACUCUCCUCAGUUCAGUGGACCUGUUGUCGCCCGGCGGGCAGGCCGACGCGCAGACGUUGGCCAUGAUGCUCCAGGAGCAGCUAGACGCCAUCAACAAGGAGAUCAGGCUGAUACAAGAAGAAAAGGAAAACACAGAGCAGCGGGCCGAGGAGAUCGAAAGUCGCGUCGGCAGCGGGAGUCUCGACAAUCUUGGUCGUUUUAGACCAGUGAGCUCCAUUCCCCCCUGCCCUGCGUCCUCGCUCGCCGGCUCCUCCCCUCCAGGCAGUGGCCGCUCCACCCCCCGGAGGAUCCCUCACAGUCCAGCCCGGGAAGUGGACAGACUGGGCAUCAUGACCCUACCUAGUGAUUUAAGGAAACAUCGUAGAAAGUUGCCGGCUUCCAGAGAAGAGGUACGAGAUGACAAGACGACAAUAAAAUGUGAAACCUCCCCCCCUUCCUCCCCGAGGUCCCUUCGGUUAGACAGGCUGCACAAAGGGGCGUUGCACACAGUCAGCCACGAGGACAUCAGGGACAUCCGAAACUCCACAGGCUCCCAGGACGGCCCCGUGAGCAACCCCAGCAGCAGCAACAGCAGCCAGGACUCCCUCCACAAAGCCCCAAAGAAGAAAGGCAUCAAGUCCUCCAUCGGCCGCCUGUUCGGCAAGAAAGAAAAGGGCCGACCCGGGCAGGCUGGCAAGGAGGCAUUCGGACAAGCUGGUGUUUCCGAGACAGAGAACUCAUCUCCGGAUGCCUUGGGACUUAGCAAAUUGGGAGGACAGGCUGAAAAAAACCGUAAACUUCAAAAAAAGCAUGAGUUGCUCGAGGAGGCCCGGAGGCAAGGCUUACCUUUUGCCCAGUGGGAUGGGCCAACGGUUGUCGUCUGGCUGGAGCUCUGGGUCGGGAUGCCAGCCUGGUAUGUGGCUGCCUGCCGAGCCAACGUGAAGAGCGGGGCCAUCAUGUCGGCCCUGUCCGACACCGAGAUCCAGCGUGAGAUCGGCAUCAGCAACCCGCUGCACAGGCUGAAGCUGAGGCUGGCCAUUCAGGAGAUCAUGUCGCUGACCAGCCCGUCUGCCCCGCCCACAUCCAGGACGACCACAGGAAAUGUGUGGUUAACACACGAAGAGAUGGAAACGCUCGCAGCCACGCCGCAAACGGAAGAUGAGGAGGGAAGCUGGGCUCAGACCCUCGCCUACGGGGACAUGAACCACGAGUGGAUUGGCAACGAGUGGCUGCCCAGCCUGGGCCUGCCUCAGUACCGCAGCUACUUCAUGGAGUGCCUUGUGGACGCCCGGAUGCUGGACCACCUGACCAAGAAGGACCUGCGGGGGCAGCUGAAGAUGGUGGACAGCUUUCACAGGAACAGUUUCCAGUGUGGAAUUAUGUGCCUGAGAAGGUUAAAUUAUGACCGAAAAGAACUGGAAAGAAAAAGAGAAGAAAGUCAGAAUGAAAUCAAAGACGUGCUGGUUUGGAGCAAUGACCGCGUGAUGCGCUGGGUCUUGUCCAUCGGCCUCAAGGAGUAUGCAGACAACCUCUUGGAGAGCGGCGUCCACGGAGCGCUCCUGGCCUUGGAUGACAGCUUUGACUUCAGCACCCUGGCACUGCUGCUGCAGAUCCCGACGCAGAACACUCAGGCUCGUUCUGUCUUGGAAAGAGAGUUUAACACCCUUUUGGUCAUGGGGACUGACAGAAGGUUCGAUGAAGAUGAUGAUAAAAGUUUUAGGAGAGCACCUUCAUGGAGAAAAAAAUUCAGACCAAAGGAUAUCCGUGGCUUAGCUGCUGGGUCGGCAGAGACGCUCCCUGCUAACUUUCGGGUUACUUCUUCCAUGUCUUCACCCUCUAUGCAGCCAAAGAAGAUGCAGAUGGACGGCAAUGUGUCAGGACCUCAGAGGCUGGAUUCUGCUACAGUCAGGACUUACUCGUGCUAAAGCCUCCUGUUGUUUACCCACACUACUUCUACCGAUGAUUAUGCAGCAUUUGAAUCCAACAAAGACUACGUUUUAGACGCCAGUGGAACCUUUAAUCUGUUAAUACUUGUGAUAUGGACCCGAAGAUAUUUUAUUACAGAGUUUUUAAUCAGUGAAAAAUUCACGAAUUACCAUAGAGAAAAUAUUUUAGAAUUUAAUGUUUCUUAUAUUUAUGGAAACUUAUGACUCUUCAUUUAUAUAGCUACUUACUUUUUCAUGUAUAUCCAGGCUAUAAAUAUCCUUUCAACUCAAUCCAUGUUCUUAUACCUAAUUUCAGUCUUUCAAAUGAAUGUACUGUAAUGCGUGUAUGUAUAAAUCCUAUGAACAGAUAUAGGGCUUUUGUAAAUUAUGCAUCUAUUGUAAUUAUCAUUGUUUAAUUUUUUAAUGAUAAGCCGCAACAAAGGAUUUUACUACGUUUAUACAGUUAUCAUGACACAAGCCAUGUGCAUUAUCCUGUACAAAUACAGCCCAGCUCUGCCAGUCAUUUCGAAAUGAGCAUCCUUAAUAUCAAGCAGUUGUUGCCGUAUUUUAAUGACUGAUCUUUACUCAACUUUUUCCAGCCAGAACUGCUUUACUCUGAGCGUGGGCAGGUUUAAAACAUCAGCCCCUAAUCAAAUUUCGACUGAGAGGAUUAUCACAACACUAUGACAGUCUCCUAGCCUUGGUUAGCCCUUUCCUAGCUGCGUCUCUGGACUUGGGUACUUGUCUUCAGUGACUGACCAGAAGCCGUGCACCGGGAGUAGUUCUCUCAGCGGGGAGAGGAAGACCUGGGGUGGGAGCCUGGCGAUGGGCCCCAGCCACCAGCCUUCUCCCCGGCCUCCCUGCUUGGAGGCGGGCUGCGACGGCGCCGAACGAGGACUCUCCGGGGACCAAUCACCAAGCACUGCGCGCUCAUCUCGGACAUCGGUGCCUGCAGCAGAAGAGGCGGGCCCUGAAACGGCGGCGUGCGGCUCGCAGAGGCCUUAUACUUCUCGUGUGAACGUCUUUUUACAUCUGCUCGUAAACGUGCUUCAAGGAUGAACUUGGUCGUACGUUCUUAGAUUUUGCUGCUGUCGCCAUGUGGGAUCGUGUAACUAGCCAAUGCAACUUUUGCUUCUUACGUGGCAUAUUAAAAAGCCAGCAGGAAGUGUGUCAGAUCGUGGUGCGUUAUUGAUGAUGCAACAGAUAGACGGGGGCAGCAUGUCUUUACAGCGGGUUCCUGCUUUUGUUUGCUUGUGCCCUUCAUGCUACUGUUCUGUUUUUCUAUUAAUCUUUUGUGAACUUCCGAUUGUGUAACAAAGUAUGUACAGUCUACUUUCGAACUAUUUUUAUCACAGUGUUAUUUAUUGCUUUCUUUCAAUAAAGUGCUGAAGCCUUUUCCGCUGCC